Mus musculus (house mouse) is the source of this 3833-nucleotide messenger RNA. It is a transcript of the gene Traf1, whose product is annotated as TNF receptor-associated factor 1. Gene Ontology annotation, cellular component: cytoplasm; cytosol. The record is from RefSeq and is marked validated. Lineage: Eukaryota; Metazoa; Chordata; Mammalia; Rodentia; Muridae. Gene Ontology annotation, biological process: regulation of extrinsic apoptotic signaling pathway; positive regulation of pyroptotic inflammatory response; signal transduction. Gene Ontology annotation, molecular function: identical protein binding; ubiquitin protein ligase binding; protein-macromolecule adaptor activity. Bases 481 to 1710 code for a protein of 409 amino acids. The transcript has 11 exons.
GAGUAUCUCAGGAGUGCAGCCACUGAUGGAAUGCUAGGAGUCAGCUAGCACCAGGACCCCAACAGAAGCACUCCAGUUCUGUUUCCUUGAGGGAGGAGCGAUCAGCCCGCCCCCCGGCCAGCCUCCGAAGCCAGCCCAGCUCAGUCCCACCCGCCUGCCCAGCCCAGCUUCCCUUGGCUUCCGCCAGCCCAGCCCGGUUCUCUGCCCCAAGGACGCUACCGCCCGGUGCGAGCAGAAGGCGGCGCACAGUGUGAGAAGAGAGAGUGGAUAUGGGAGAAGAAUUUGGGAUAAUUGCCAAGCUCAUUUUAAAGCACAGAUACAGAAAGUGAGGCUCAGACAUAUUGAAGACCGUGUGACAUAGGGUAGCCAAAUGACAGUGUGAGAAAGUGACAUUUACUCAAGGCCACCCAGAUAUCCUGGAGGACCCAGAACCCUGGAGAUUCCCAUCAGAAAGACCUUCUGGCCACCUGAAACCCCAAGAUGGCCUCCAGCUCAGCCCCUGAUGAAAACGAGUUUCAAUUUGGUUGCCCCCCUGCUCCCUGCCAGGACCCAUCGGAGCCCAGAGUUCUCUGCUGCACAGCCUGUCUCUCUGAGAACCUGAGAGAUGAUGAGGAUCGGAUCUGUCCUAAAUGCAGAGCAGACAACCUCCAUCCUGUGAGCCCAGGAAGCCCUCUGACUCAGGAGAAGGUUCACUCUGAUGUAGCUGAGGCUGAAAUCAUGUGCCCCUUUGCAGGUGUUGGCUGUUCCUUCAAGGGGAGCCCACAAUCCAUGCAGGAGCAUGAGGCUACCUCCCAGUCCUCCCACCUGUACCUGCUGCUGGCGGUCUUAAAGGAGUGGAAAUCCUCACCAGGCUCCAACCUAGGGUCUGCACCCAUGGCACUGGAGCGGAACCUGUCAGAGCUGCAGCUUCAGGCAGCUGUGGAAGCGACAGGGGACCUGGAGGUAGACUGCUACCGGGCACCUUGCUGUGAGAGCCAGGAAGAACUGGCCCUGCAGCACUUGGUGAAGGAGAAGCUGCUGGCUCAGCUGGAGGAGAAGCUGCGUGUGUUUGCAAACAUUGUUGCUGUCCUCAACAAGGAAGUGGAGGCUUCCCACCUGGCACUGGCCGCCUCCAUCCACCAGAGCCAGUUGGACCGAGAGCACAUCCUGAGCUUGGAGCAGAGGGUGGUGGAAUUACAGCAAACCCUGGCUCAAAAAGACCAGGUCCUGGGCAAGCUUGAGCACAGUCUGCGACUCAUGGAGGAGGCAUCCUUUGAUGGUACUUUCCUGUGGAAGAUCACCAAUGUCACCAAGCGGUGCCACGAGUCAGUGUGUGGCCGGACUGUCAGCCUCUUCUCUCCAGCUUUCUACACUGCCAAGUAUGGUUACAAGUUGUGCCUGCGCUUGUACCUGAACGGGGAUGGCUCAGGCAAGAAGACCCACCUGUCCCUCUUCAUCGUGAUCAUGAGAGGAGAAUACGAUGCUCUCCUGCCCUGGCCUUUCAGGAACAAGGUCACCUUUAUGCUACUUGACCAGAACAACCGAGAGCAUGCUAUUGAUGCCUUCCGGCCUGACCUGAGCUCAGCCUCCUUCCAGCGGCCACAGAGUGAGACCAACGUGGCCAGCGGCUGCCCGCUCUUCUUCCCCCUCAGCAAGCUGCAGUCACCCAAGCACGCCUACGUCAAAGAUGACACAAUGUUCCUCAAAUGCAUUGUGGACACUAGUGCUUAGGGAUGGGGGGAGGGGGUGUCUCCUGACAGAACCAGCUUAGACUGGGGGACUUAGCUAGACAGCCAGGCCCUGCCUGCCCUUGGAGCCCACAGCCCACGACAAGGAGGAGCCAAGGCUGGCAUGACUUCAGCGCCACAGCAUGCUGGUUAUGGCUGAUGUGAGGCUGGAGAAACGUGUGCGUACAGAGACAGAGUGGAGGAGAAGACAGAAGUGCUCUUUUCACACAGACUACACGACACCAGGAGGCCAGCAUGCCAGCAGCUUCUGAAUGUUGAGACCAGCCUAGAUCAGGAUGAAAAGAGCCAGGCCUGAGGCUUGGACAUUGAGCCAAGGCUAUGGGGCCUAAGUGGAGGGGCACUCCUACCAGGACAUUCUCUCGAGGUCAGGGCAUAACUGGAAAAAUGCCCCCAUCUCUCUGUUCAGACUCAAAACUAGAACCACAGGGCAGAAGGGUCAGACAUUAAUGUGAAUUUAACCUGCCCUGGACUGAGUUCCUAUGUUAACAGACACGCAAACAGGUAAACCCAGAAACUGCCCUGGGAAAUGCUUUCUGGCUGCAUCUGGAGAUCUUUGAUGUUUUUACCGACAAAACAAAUAACAAAAGCCUUGAAUUGCAAGCUUCAGGUGUGAGACCACACCCACAGAGGAUUCUGGAGCAAUACCCAGGGUCCCCCUCCCCUUCAGCUUCCCAUUCACCUAAACCUCUAAACCUAGCAGCCCAGUUACCCAACAGACAGACAGAAGCACACCCAAGAAAGAGCUCACCAUGCAAGUCUGAAGCUGGUGUCCAACACACAGCACCUUCACGACUGCUCACAGAGUGCCCAGCCAAAGGGAGACUACACUGCUAGGGUCUGCCAUUCCUCCAUUCAUGCACCUACCUUCCUUCCUUCCUUCCUUCCUUCCUUCCUUCCUUCCUUCCUUCCUUCCUUCCCUUCCUUCCUUCCUUCCUUCCUUCCUUCAUUUAUUCCUUCCUUCCUCCCUUUCUUCCCCUCUCCUCUUCCUACCCUUUCUCUUCCCCCUUUCUCUCCCUUCCCCCUCACCCCAUCUCCUUCUAAAACUAAGUCUCAUGUAGCCCAGACUGGUUUCAAACUCAGUAUAUAGUCAAGAAUGACACUGAAUCCCUGAUUCUCCUGCUCCUAGCUCCCAAGUGCUAGGAUCACAGGUGUGUGUCACUCUGUCUGUUACCCAAGGUGCUGGGGAUUGAGCCCAGGGCUUCCUCCGUGGUGGACAAGUACCCUGCUUAGCUGCAUCCCCACACCUUUAAUGGCGCACUUCUGAGGGGAGGAGAACCUUGUCUUCACACAGUGUGAGAGGCACUGUGCUUUCAGCGAAGCACGGACAGCCCUGAGUGUCGUCUGUGCCUGGACACUGCAGCUGCAGGGGAAAUAGUGAGAUCUGCAACCCACUCUCCUGAAUCUUCUAGUUCAUCGGGAAGCCUGCAUGAUAAUAAUUAUCACUAAAAGCAGAAUGGCGGGGAAAGCAGACGGACAGAUGAGGGAAGGCUUCAUGGAAGAAGUGAGCCUCAAACCAGCCUGAAAUAUGUGGAGGAUGUGGGUGUGGAGGAGAGGACAGCCUUGGGGGGAUGGGACGUGUCUUGGCUGCAAGCAGGGGCUGGGUGAUGAAAGGAAGGCUGGACCAGCCAAAACAUAGAUAGGCCAACUGGCCAGAACACAGAAAUCAACAUCUAUGAGCUCUUGCACACCUGCAGGGCCUGGGCCUGUUAACAGGAGGGCACGACAGUGGUUUAAACAGACAGAUCAUUUAUCUUCCAGAGAAGCUCUGUGCUGUUCUCUUCCAGGUGACUGAGGGAUCGGGGAGGCAAGCUGCUGGCAAAUCUCAUUUCACUGUGUCCUCACAGCCGCCCACUGAGGUGCACAGGCUUGCACCCAUUUGCAGAUGGGAAAGCCGAGGCCAGAGCAAUCAUGGCAGGGACACUAACAUUGCAAGCCCUAUCUUCGGUGUCCGGUCUUCCUCCCUUCCUCCAGGUUUCCCUCCAGCCAUGAAAUGGUUGGAAGGUCUUUCACCCAGCCCGAGGGCCAGCUCUGCAGGAUAUUGCCAACCUUGCAUUUGCUCAGAGACCACAGUGAGCCACAGACAAUGAUAAAAAGUGGGAAGAACUG